Molecule: messenger RNA, 139 nt
Organism: Dentiscutata erythropus
Lineage: Eukaryota; Fungi; Glomeromycota; Glomeromycetes; Diversisporales; Gigasporaceae
Source: the annotation of a GenBank genome assembly
GAUAAAUUAACAAGCCAUGCUAACCAUGUGAAUUGCUUCCUUAAUGAAGAAAAAAACGUUCACCGGAAUGAUGAUCGAAGCUUGGAAAUUGGCGAUUGGAAAGAAAAUUAUACAAUUCCAGAUAUUGCAAUAAUGAAAG